This is a messenger RNA of Bursaphelenchus xylophilus (pine wood nematode), 3391 nucleotides long. The record is from the annotation of a GenBank genome assembly. NCBI's taxonomy places the organism in Eukaryota, Metazoa, Nematoda, Chromadorea, Rhabditida, Aphelenchoididae.
AUGAAUCCCAGCAAAGCACCCUCUUCUCGCCUUGUGACCCGAACUCCGCUCCGUUCCGUGCCUAAUCAAAAACGGACACGACGCAAUAUUGCCGAAGAAUUUAUCGAUAAGAAUGGAGGAUUUGGCAUACCCACGCGGUGCCUUCUUCAAAAUGGUAAGGGUUUCAAAUUUUUUUUGCAUUUUGAUUUUAGGAUUUUAGGUAAUUCUUGUCGCGACAAUAACUUCUAUUCUUGCUAGGGUACCCUUUGUCAACAUUCGGAAAGUUUUGAUUCUGAUUUUUAUCACACUGAAGUUUUGUUCCAAAUUUUAAUGUUUCAAAUGAGAGAAUCGAAUUUUUCGGUCGGAUAACAGGUGGUCGAUGAAAAGUAAUUUCUUCUAUCUUUGGUUUAUUUAUUAGAGAUUUAAUCAGUUCAUUUUUUUCAUGUAUGACUAUCAAAAAUGGCUAAAAUUAAUUAAAAUUCUUGCAAAAAUUCCAGAAAUCGAUACUAUUCAUAGAGUUUUAUUAUUUGUCAAGUUUCAUCUUGAUUGAUCCCCAGCUUUUGCUCGUUUUUUUCUAGCAUCUUAGACAACUGUUACAUUUGCAAUGUAGCAUUUUCUCUUAUAGGAAAUGAUGGAAAAGGCUUUCGAAACAAGAGCGCGGUCAAAGGGCGCCGCUCUCUCUUUUUCGCGUGUUCUAUCGCGGCGGAACGGGAGAGCCAGCGGGCGAGAGUUCUCCGGUCUCUUUUCGAAUAUAUACAGAGUGUUCUCUUCGAAUUUGCAUUCAUCUCGGAAGCUUUGCAAACAUUUUUAGAUUGUUUUUGGUAUCAAGUGUAAUAUUGUUGAUAUUUUUUAGGUGUGAAAGACUCGAAACUUCUGCCAAGCCCGUCGCUGGUCUCAAACUACUCAAAUGAAUCUACAGAAGAUGAAGAGGAGUAUUGUUCGUCGUCCGAGCAGCCAUCAACUAGUCGAUGUCCAAAAGAAGAAGGGCAUGAAAAGAAUUGUGGAUUAUGGGAUUGGAGGGCGACCCAAAUUGGAUCGUUCAUGAAGAAAAGGAGGUACAUUGGACUGAAGAAGAAGCUGGAUGCUGCGGGAAGUAGUAAGUUUUGAUAUUAUGUUAUUAAUUUCUAGAUAAGACUUUGUUUUACGGUAAUAUCUUUAUUUUAGGUAAACAAAUUGUUCCCGCUGACUCUGAGAUCUUCCUGAAACCGCAAAUUGUUUCUACAAGAACUAAAAAAUCAAAAUGUAAGUGAUUUUCUUUUUAUUUUCUUGAAUUUUUAGGUAAAGAACUCAAAAUUAUCUAAAUUUAGAUAACCCUCACGAAGAAUGCUUUGUAACUGACAUUUCCCAUCGCUCAAAGCGUGUAGUCCUCUUUCGAAAACGUCGGCAUGCUCAGAUCUCAGGCCAGAUUACCGAUGAAAUGGUUAGGAAAGUCCAAGUCCCGGUGGAGACACUCCCAGAAGAUCGAAUGGAGUUUUCAUAUGAUCUAACACCGUAUCUGAAUGAAGAACGACGAGAUAAUAUUGAUAUUGAUUUGGUCAUGGAGCCAGAUCCAAUAGAGUCGAGCGAAACAAUUGCAGUAAACAGGCUUGAAGAAGAUGUUGUACAAUAUUUUAUGGAUGACAACGAUAAGAAGUUCUUCUUGAGGUUGAAUAAAAACUUGGAUGGAGGGAGCAGCAAUAGAAGAGAUGAAAACAAUAAGAAAGUUGUUGAGCCUUUAACAGUGAAGCUUCGAAAAGUUGAUUUUGCAUAUUUGAUGGGAGUUUUGGAAACGGUCAGCUUUAAGGUAAGAUUUUGACUUAUUUUUGUUAUGUUUAGAUUGAAAUGUCAUCUGGGAUGUCUUAUGGGAGGAUGUUGUCAGGGUUUUAGUCGAUUUUGUUUUAGGAAAUCCACAAUAUUCUCCUUGAAAUCCUCAACGUCCCCAACCAAGCAGAAGGUGACAACGCUUUUUGCGAGGUUUGUCAAUCCGAGACCAGCGAAAAGUCGGAUCCGAUUGUGUUCUGUGAAAGAUGCGAGCUGUCGGUCCAUCAGAAUUGCUUUGGGAUCUUGGAAUUGCCCAAAGACGAAUGGUAUUGCGAUGUGUGCCGGGAAUAUGGAAGGAAAACGGACGUCAGUUGCAGGUAUUGCCCGUUGAGUUACGGCACAAUGAAGCAUACGAUUGACGGGGACUGGGCCCACUUCGCUUGUGCGGUGUGGCAAAAAGAUUUGAGGUUCGAUGAUCUGACGACUUACACUCCGAUAAGCCAUGAAUGGGACAUGAAACCGGAAUCUUUUCUCAAAAUGUAAGUUGAUUUUAGUUUCUGAUUUUAUUGUUUGGCUUUUAGAUGCUCGGUCUGCGAUCUUUGCUAUGGAAGUGUAAUAAAAUGCUCGGUACCCAAUUGUAAACUGGCUUUUCAUUCGACUUGUGGCCUGCGAGGAGGGUUGUUGAUGUUUAUUGAGGAUAAUUUGAACUCCAAAAUUGGCGUCAAGAUGUUUUCUUUUUGUUAUUUGCAUUCGGAACAAGCCAGAAGUGUAGGAAAAGCUCCGGGAAAUAAUGGAGUCGACUUUUUGAUGGGAGAAUUCACAACCGAUGAGAAAAUUGUUGCCUCGGAAUCGUAUAAAGUAAGAGUUCUUUUAUUGAAGGAUAACUUUUUGGAUUUAGAAUCUUAUCCAUGUUGUUUUAGAUGUCAAAAUUGUCGAAAAUUGAAGCCCAAUUUGAUCAGCUGGUAAACUGGCGACAAUUGAGUGAAUGCACGGGAGUUUCGAAGGAAACAAUGAAGGAAAUAUUCGAUUAUUGGGCCGAGAAAAGAAAGAAAAGUGGAAAUCGGAUAAUGGUGAAUCAAACGGAAUUGAAUGAGAUCUACAUCAAGAAGAAAUACAAGAAAGAAAUCAUCAAAAAAUGGGAAAAGGAAGAGCCAAAGGAGGAUAAUGAACAACAGAAUGCUGAAUUGGUCAAAGAAUUCGCUGAAUCUCAUUGGAAAUUGGAUAGGGUGAGAGAUUUAGAGAGAUUUGGGGGGUUUAUAUUGUAGUAGAUAUAGAGAUGGGGGUUUUGGAAAUAAUUUUUGGAUUUUUUUGGUUUUGAAGAGGUAAAAGUUUUGAUGGAUAAUAUUUUUAGUGCCGAAAUCUGUGCACACUGGCCUUGAGAAGAGAGAAAUUGAAGUUGAUGCAACUCGCCGCCCUGAGAGAAGCAAUUGAUUGGGUCCUGGGAAGCUCCAGCGAAGAAUUAAACCACUUUUCAUCAAGAACUAUGGAGAAAUUACUCGGAUUUUGGUCGGAAUUCUCUGGGAAAACGGUCAAACCCCCCAAAAGUCCAAGCAAAAACCGGCCGAAAAAUGAAAAGUCGAAUAAAGCGGAGGAUUUGUUCACGGAUUUACUCGAACAGUUUCCGGAACUUGAUCCACAACUGCUUGACGCUCUCUCCGAAGAAAAUGUUUGA